Messenger RNA from Oryza sativa Japonica Group (Japanese rice), 2858 nucleotides. RefSeq lists its product as uncharacterized. NCBI's taxonomy places the organism in Eukaryota, Viridiplantae, Streptophyta, Magnoliopsida, Poales, Poaceae. The record is from RefSeq and is a predicted model, not a curated record.
AAGGCAGACUAGCAGAGACUCUCCUGUCUUCGCCUUUCCCCAUCCCCAAAUCAAAUCCCUAGCAAUCGUCCUGGGGUUCCUCUCUCACAAGAGCGAGGAUGGACUGCAUCGACGAGAUGCCAGACCUCCGAUCUUGGAAUCCUGACGAUGAGGAGGAGGAGGAGGAGAAGGAGGAGAUGCCCGCCGUCGUCGAUUACUCCCCGCACCACCGCCGCCGGCCGUCCACCUUCACCCGCUGCGGCGUCAUAUUCGAUACGGACCUCAUCGUCCGCAAGCCCGUGGAAGGCGCCGCCACCGGUGGCCGGGCCAGCCACCGGACGAGCACGGGGUUCCCCUUCUCCGUGUCGCUGAACCUCGCCGUGCCGCCGGCGCUCUCCUCCAUCUACCUGCACUGCGCGGAGGCCGUGAUGCCCCCCACCCUCGAGCACGGGUAUUUCGGCCGGUCCUCGCUCGUCGCCGCGGACGCCACCCACCUCCUCCUUCUUGUCGUCGUCCCCGUCAAGAUUCAAGGCAUGUACGACCACGAGUACCCGGAGGAGUACUUCGUCUACACGGCCGACGCCCUCAGGCCUUCGCUGGCCGACGCCCUCUGUCCUACGCUGACGCGCCUCCCCAGAUUCCCCGACAACCGCCAGCGCUUGGCCGGCGACAUUGGCAUCUUGAACCACGCCGCCGCCGCGGGUGAUGGUUUCAGCUUCGCCGUUGCAUCUUUGCAGACGUUCAUGGAGUGGCAAUCUGGUGAAGGAUCCGCGGCCAUCCUGCACCUCCAGGAGAUGGCCAAGCUCUCCGUGCUCCAAUGUUCAGUUGGCAGUGAUCUAGAUGAGGACAACACCAAGAACAACGACAGCAGAUGGGUUGUCAAGAACCUGGCCAUGCCUUUUGACUCGCAAGGGGAUUUUGGGCCGCGCCAAUGGAAGAGCAACAUCGCCUUCGCCUAUGCCGGCAAAUUAUAUUGGGCUGACUACGACGUUGGCCUUAUCUACUGUGAUGUCCUGGAAUCUUCACCCAAGCUCCAGUUGAUCAAGUUCCCUGUUCCGGUGAGAAAAUUUGAGCUUGGUGUCAGUGGUCCAGAUGACAACUGCGGGAACUCUGAGUCCUUCAGGACAGCCGGUGUUUCUAAUGGGAAGAUCAAGUUCGUCGAUGUUGACAAUUGCCGCGCCCAAUCCUUCGCCGUCAUCAUCAGGACAUGGACACUGCAAAUGCCACAGAUGGUAUGGAAGUUGGAUGAUGUGCUCAAUGUCAAACAACUGUGGGGGUCAGCAUCCUUCAAGAAAUACGGUUUGCAUCAGUGGGUGCCAGAGUAUCCUGUGGUGAGCUUGCUAGACCCACACAUUGUGCACUUUGUGCUGCACAAACAUAUGUACCAUGAUCAGGUCUGGAUGAUCGCAGUUGACAUGAGGGCCAAGUCAGUUAAAUCAUGCAAGAACUAUCCAAAGGGUGAGAAGGAGGAUGGAUACAAGGGGCUGUCGUUCAACAUUGAUUUCAUAUGCAGCAUGCUCUCGAAGUAAUUACAAUCAGGUCGUGAUGGUAGGAAAUAUGUUGAAUGAAGCAGGAGCAUCCACCGAUGUUACGCCUGACCGAUCGUCCGUCCAUUAUCAACACAAGAUUGGCCUCGGUUUAUGAUGUUGUGGACUUUGGCGGGGUGUUUUUGGUAUAGACAUAAGGUUUUGCAUAUCUUUGUGUUAAAAUGGAGGGUCGUUAGUUUCUUGUUUGUUUGGAGAUGUCUUAGGUUUACUGCUGAUUGUGCCUUCUGCUUCGAUAAUCAUCACAAAGCUAAACAUGUUCCUAGUUGCUUCGUUCUCCAGACAACGUUUUAGAAGAAAAAUUGGGAUGUUGUGGCCGCCGAUAUUGGAACUAGCAUUGCCUGUGUUUUGAGCCCUGUUUGUUUCUUUUUCUCUUCUGAACAUCUGACAUUGCUUUGACAAGAUUCAAUAGCUAAAGAAGGGCGAGUGGGCGACCAUCAACAUUCAGAACGAUUUAUUGAACAAAUUCAGAUACUUUGUCUUCUGGCCUUGUAAUACUUGCAUUGGUUAUCUUCCCUGUUGUCCUGAUACUUCAUUUAUCAUAGCUGCACAUCGAGAUUGACUGGUCCGAAUUCUCUGAUCUAGGAACUCUGGAUGAUACUGGCAGGAUAUCUCCCGGUGACUUGGAUGAGGUGCAAGUACCAUCUACAUCAUCAGUUAAGUUGUCAAGAGUCUUCUUUCUGACUGAAACCACACAGAUCUGAGCAGCUUAAUGGCACAAAUUAAUGGCCAGUUUCUAAGUAUUUCGAGUGCUUACUUCGAGUGCUACAGGAUCAGUGCUUAUUUCGAGUGUGUGGAGACUGAUGCGGCAAUGGAUCAGUGCUUACUUCCCCAUCCCUGGGAGCGAAAACACAUGCCUGACAGAGUGGUGGUUGCAGGCCAGAACAUGUUUUCGGAAGUGCUACAGGACAAACUUCGACAGCGCUUGUAUGCUGAUUUGCUGGCAGAUUUGGAAGGAAAGAAAUGCGCGUGUUUUCGACCAAAGAUCGAGAAGCCCUAACCAGUUAGCAGAGGCUAUCAAAGAAGAGAUCUUAGUGUGGAAAGAAGCAGGCUAUUUCGAGAAUUGCAGUUCUUAGUUUUCUUUCUGUUGUGUUGACGUUUCCAGUUCUUUAGUUUGCCGGGCUGUGGUUCCUGCCACAGUCUAAUUCGACAGCCUCCUGUCGUUGCAAGCGAGAACUACUUGUACUUUGAUUUUUUUUCCUCCCAAUCUUAAUGAAAUUUGGUCGCCGGUUCCUUCGGCCGACCCGGCAAAAAAAAAAAAAAAGUAUUUCGAGUGGAUCUUCAUUGUAAAUUCUUUGGGGGUAAUAAGUGGUGGAUUCGUAUAUGUUUUCCAAA